UGGGGUCAGCGGUGCUGGACGGAGGCAGCAGCAGCAGCUCCCGGGGUUCCUCCAGAGGCGGCGGUGGGCCUGGGAUGCCCGGUGGUGGGAGCAGGCAGAGGAGGAGGAGGAGGCAGCUGCGGUGCGGUCCCUCCAUGGCGAGCAGCACUGUGGCAGCACGGCUGCUGGCUUGCACUCUGCCGCAUCCCCUGGGUUAUCACCGCGUCCCGAGGCAUGGCCUUCCCCUUUUCCCUGGUUACAGCGACUGAUAGGGAGCUGGCGGGGACAGCUCGCUCCUUCCCACCAGAGGGGCAGGUGGGGGGAAAAAGCUGCAUGGUCCCUCCUGCCUCUGAGUCAAUGGGGAUAAUUUGGGCUGCUGUGGAGGGGAGCAGGCCAGCCACCUCCUUUUCCACUUCCUGCUCCAUCAUUACAAGAGGUACCCACAACCUUCUCAGUGAAGGGAAGCUGGUGGCCUUUGAGUCUUGCUGAGAAAGGAUCACUGAGCUGCACCUGCAAGUCCUCAGGGCGCAGGUCCUGUCACCAGGAUGGACAUGGCAGCAGAGUGGCAGGGAGGGAGGGCUGCGUGGGUCACUGUCCUCUCCUGGCACAUCAGCCAGCCCCCAUGUGUCCCAGGCAGCUGUGAUGGAACUGGGCCCCUGGAGGUGGCCAUCCUGGAGAUCUUGGCCUCCCUCCCAUACUGCAGUACCGGUGGAGUGGACACCUGGACUGGAUGGAAUCCAAAACCUGCUUUCUCCUCCUUCCCUAGGUGGCUCCAGGGUCUCCUCCACAUCCUCACCUUCCUGCUACCAUCCAGCCCUUGACCACUUCUCAGCAUCAAGAAAAGGUCCCUGAAGUCUGACAGGAAGAUGCCAGGGGCAUUGAACAUCUCUUCUGACAGCCCAGAGCUACGAGCAGCAGGGAUUAUUGUGCCCAUCAUCUUCUCCCUCAUCUUCCUUGUGGGUACUGUGGGAAAUGGGCUGGUGCUGGCUGUGCUGCUGUGGAAUGGCCAAGUCAAGUACUCCACCACCAACCUCUUCAUCCUCAACCUGGCUGUGGCUGACCUGUUCUUCAUCAUCUGCUGUGUCCCUUUCCAGGCCACCAUUUACACCCUGGAUGGGUGGCUCUUUGGGGCCUUUGCCUGCAAGGCUGUGCAUUUCCUGAUCUACCUCACCAUGUAUGCCAGCAGCUUUACCCUGGCUGCUGUCUCUGUUGACAGGUACUUGGCCAUUCGCUAUCCACUGAAGUCCCGGGAUCUCCGCACGUCCCGAAAUGCAGGAGUGGCCAUUGUGGUAAUCUGGUCACUGUCGCUGCUUUUUGCAGGGCCUUACCUCAGUUACUACCAGAUAAUCCAUUACCACGGUGUGCCCAUCUGUGUCCCCGUCUGGGAGGACCAGCGCCGAAAGGUUCUGGACAUCCUGACAUUUGUAUUUGGAUACCUGCUGCCUGUGACCGUGGUGAGCCUGGCAUACACAAGGACCAUCAAGUUCUUGUGGACUUCUGUAGACCCCAUAGAAAGAAUCUCAGAGUCUCGGAAAGCCAAGAGUAAGGUCACCAAGAUGAUUGUCACAGUGGCCAUCCUGUUCUGCCUCUGCUGGCUGCCCCACCAUCUCGUCAUCCUCUGCUUCUGGUUUGGCCACUUUCCCUUCAAUCGGGCCACUUACGCUUUCCGCCUGGCUUCCCACUGCCUUUCCUACACCAACUCCUGUCUCAACCCCAUUGUCUAUGCCCUCAUCUCCAAGCAUUUCCGCAAGCGUUUCAAGCAGGCCUUCACCUGCCUCUUCUUCCAGAACAAGAUCAGGAAAAAGAAAAAGAGAGUUGGAAGGAAAGCUCGUAUGGUCAGUGUGGGAAGAGGUUUUGCCAACAGGGCAGGAGCUUUCUAUGGAGGCAACACUGAGGUGACCCAAGUCCCAGAGGAGAACACCAGGAAGAGGGACCAUGAAGAUGCCAGUUGUGCCAGAGCAGGGACUCGGCAGGUACAAGAUGCCAUAGUCUCUGUUCAGAAGGAGCUACUGGAGGAUGAAAUUUUGGCAACAGCUGGCCAUUCCCUCAAUGUGACCCCUCUAAGAGGAACUGCUGGACAAGACAAAGAAGAAGCCUUAGAAAAGGGCUAGAUGGGAAAGAGAGAAGUCUCCAUUUGCAUCACAUUUUCUGACCACAUCAGAGUGGUUUUGCUUUCCUCCAGGAUCAUCAUGCCCACGCCUUAUCCCCACUGAGAUGGUUUUAUGUUGGCAGUGAGAGAUGAGCUCAUUCAGACCCAUUAAACUGAGUUCAAGUCCCCCAGAACUCCUCAAACGCCUCCUCCAUGAUCCUGUAGCCAUGUCUGAGACCUGCCAUUAUCCCAUCUCAAUAUUCACAGUAAACUUUAAGUGGUUACAACAGCU
This is a messenger RNA of Cyanistes caeruleus (blue tit), 2360 nucleotides long. NCBI's taxonomy places the organism in Eukaryota, Metazoa, Chordata, Aves, Passeriformes, Paridae. The record is from RefSeq and is a predicted model, not a curated record.